Molecule: messenger RNA, 1169 nt
Organism: Pieris napi
Lineage: Eukaryota; Metazoa; Arthropoda; Insecta; Lepidoptera; Pieridae
Gene: Surf1
Product: surfeit locus protein 1
Exons: 5
Coding region: 242-1126 (294 amino acids)
Biological process (GO): mitochondrial respiratory chain complex IV assembly
Cellular component (GO): membrane; mitochondrion
Source: RefSeq, a predicted model, not a curated record
UCUGUGAAUACUUUGUACUAAUCUAUGAAAAUCCUAAAAUCUACUAAUCUAUAAAAUAUCCUUUUAUAAUUAUAUUUUUAAAGUGAUUUAUAGUGUGGAAUGUGGAUUCAUACUAAUGAUCAGUAUUCUAUAUUUAUUAUUUACAAUUUUACUACUUUUCAGUAAAUCAAAAUCUGGAGAAUUGCCCAUUAUUAUAAGAGAUUGAAAUAAGAGUAGUAUACAGUUAUUAAGAAGACUUAAAAUGUUUAGUGGUUUCUGUAAACUAAGUAAAAGUUAUUUUCCUUUACUCAAUGCUACUGCAAAAAAAAACUCCAUAAAUGUUGUGAGGCAAAACUCAAAGUUUACUCCUGGCCAAUCUAUUAGACUGCAAAAGAUAAAAGAGAAGGAACCCGGCGAAGUAAUUAAAUGGAUGUUAUUGGUUAUACCAGUUGGCUCCUUUGGCUUAGGUUGUUGGCAAGCAUAUCGCCUACAAUGGAAGUUAGAACUUAUAGACAGAAUGCAAUCAACAACAAAUUCUUCGCCCGUGGAUAUCCCACAUGAUUUUCAUGAACUUGAUAAUAUGGAAUAUAAACCUGUAAAAGUUAGAGGAGAAUUUCUGCAUGAUAAAGAAUUUUUAAUAGGCCCAAGAUCUCUGGUUGAAAAUGAAAGUUUGCCAAGAGUUGGUUCAUUUGUAUCGGAUCCUAAAAAAAACCAAGGAUGGCUGGUGGUAACACCAUUUAAAUUGUCAGAUACUGGUGAGGUAAUCUUAGUAAAUCGUGGUUGGAUACAUCAAGGACUUCGGCCAAAGGAAAGGCGUCAAGCAUCAAUGAUUAAUGGUGAAGUUGAACUUACUGGAGUUGUCCGAUUAACAGAAACAAGAAGUCCAUUUAUGCCAAAAAAUAAUCCAGUUAAAGGUUCAUGGUUCUAUAGGGAUUUGCAUCAAAUGAGUGCAUACUUAGGAUGUGCACCAGUAUGGAUAGACGCAAGAGGCAAUCCGGAGCCACCAGAAGGAUGGCCCUUGCCCAAUCAAACACGAGUCAAUCUAAGAAAUGAACAUAUGUCAUAUCUUAUAACUUGGUACUUGUUGUCAGCAUUUACUGCAGUUAUGUGGCAUCGCUACUUUAUAAGGAAACUUCCUCUUGUGUAGAGCAUCAAUGUUUGUUUGUAGUAUAACAAAUAUUUAUAUUGAA